UGGCAACUUCACGGAUCCGGAGCAUGGGGGAUAUGGGAGGAGCGACGGUUUGAGGUCCAGGUGGUUGAGCCUGCGUAAAAACGCACAAAACACACGCCAAACACUUACGAAACGAAUAGUAAGCGUCAUUAAAAAAAAAAAAAAGCUCGAUCCUUCAGGCUCCUGGCACCUCUAUGAAUGAAUAGGCUGUUUUCAGAGAAAGCCUCCUGGGUUUGCUGCUGGAGAAAUAACCAACAGAGCGGAUCGCGCUUCGGUGGUGCGUCGCUGCGACCUUUCCAGAAGAGCAACGCGACAGGUGCAGAUAUGUUUAAGAAAAGCAAGAGCAAAGUUCUGGUGGAUUAUGCGUCAGAAGAAGACGACAUGUCCUGGCACCACCAUCACUCCUACAAGGACAAAGAUAUAGAAGGAGAGGAAGAGGAGGAGGACGCUGUCACUGGCGCAUCCAAGGAGGCCAAGGUGAAGAAGAUCAUGUCCAAGAAAGAGAGGAGGGAGAGGAGGAUGUUCUCCUCUAAAGAUGACGAGCACUUCUUGUUGACUGGAGUGAAGCUGGCUGACCGCAGAGGGUCUCACAGGAAAAUCAAAGACGAUGAGAAGGAGAAGGAAAAGAAGGACAAGCCAGAGAAGGGCCACUGUUUCUGGGAGAGCGUCACCAUGACGAUGAGGCAGAUCUCUCCCACCAAAAAACCGGAGAAGAUGGAGGGCUGGGAGCCGCCUCACCUGGAGAACCUAACCGAGACUGUGACUGAUGAGGCCCCGGAGGACAAGAGCCAGAGAGGGGACUCACCGGUGUCUUUCCCCAAGUCUCUAGGCCUUCCGUUGGAAUUGGCCUCCUGGGGGAGCCGGGGUCUGGAAGAGGACUCCUCCCGCUAUGCUAACCUGUCGGACUCCAAGGAUUCAACAGCUGCUGUCAGGUGGACAGCCCGUGCCAAAGUCAAGCUGGCCGGCAUCAGCAGGAUGAGCAGAGGGAUUGUGUCAGACAGCGCGUGGGAGGGGUUUAAAUAGUAGCCAUUUAACCUUUGAUACCCCUCCCUCCCUCCCUCCUCACCUGUGUACCGUCAAUAAAGAGGAUGAAGACCUGAAUCAAAUAUCUGCUUUCUCAGUAGUCUAGUUUUGGACAAAAUUGUUGUAUAUUGUCAACUGGUAUUGAGAUACUGUACUGUAGUAAAUCCUUGAACAUAACACAUGAAGUUGGACCUUAGUAUUUUAGCUUUAAAAUCCUUGAAGACGUAAAAACAUGUCAUUUUUAUCAAUGGGGUCUUUUGGCAGGACUGCCACUUUUGAAUCAUUGGCAUAAAUUGUAAAUUACAACAAAUGAAAGCCUUAAACUACUGUACCUUUCUAACUUUGAUAUCCACUGGCCUGGCAUGUAGAUAUGUGAUGUUGCCAAGAAAUGAGAAAAGUGAUUUUCAUAUAAUUUUUGGGGCUGUUAGUAGUAGAGGAUUGAUGAAAAAUAUGCAAACCUCCUACUGAAGACUUACUACUGUUACAAUGGUUUUCAGUUCAUUCGUGUCUAUGCAGUUACAGCAUCCGAGCGAAGAAUGUGAGCGUGAAACACUAACUUAUACAUCGAUAAUGAGCUGUGCGUUCGUGAAACAGCGUAUGAAAUACUUUUGGCGUCUGGCAUGCCAGUGUGUGGGACAGUUAGUGUGUGCGUGGGGUAAAGGGAGAGAGUGACAGAGACACUUUCUCACAGAGUAAGUGAUUUUGUGGGUGGACAUGCGUGCAUGUUUGUUUCAGUGAAUCACUGUUGGCAUUGCAGAGGAGAUUUGACGUUCUGACUUGUAAAUAGUGCUCACAGCAGCAUCCAAGUUGUAACUACUAAACUGAUUUUUCCGAAAAGCCCUGACAUAUAUCCAACUUGGCACAAAUAGUGCCUGAAAACCCCGCAAAAAAGGAUGAUGAUGGCUCACAUCAGUGAAAGACCAUCGGUCACAGUAAUUAAACCCAUUUAAAGUUAUAUUGUCACAGUAUUUUAACCAUCAAACGACCAACUCUGUGAUCAUGCAGCCGUCUUGAUGAUGUGAAUGCUUGCAAGUCUUUUACAUGGGAAUCUUUCCCAUCUCUACCAUCCAUCUUGCAUGAUGUCAACACAGCAUAAUAAAUAUGUUGCUCCACAAAAUCAAAACAACGCCCACUUUGUCAUAGAUUGAUACAGGUUUAAAAAAUUAUGCUGAAUAUUUAUAAACUUGUAAUAAUGAAGAAAUAGAAAGCCAAUACCUGUAUAGUUUUUUUGUUUGUUUUUAAAUAAGAAAAGCAGUUACUCCAUAGACCUGUAAAGUGCCUUUUAUCAGCAGCAUGAUUUUGCUGUCACUUUCAACUAGUCCAGAUCGUCCUCUGAGCACAAGCCUUCCGUGCUCAUCACAGCAUCCACACAGGUGCAGGUGAGUCAACCCAGCAUGCACCUGUGCUGCACCAGCUCUGAGACAUUUCCCAGGUAAUGGUGUGGCGGAUACCAUUAGCUUCACCAGCAGGAAGAGGUGCAUAAUAGCCAGCUGGUCAGCUCUUUAAGGCUAAGUUUGCAUAUCUGUAUACUGUAUAGGACUGAGAGGAUAAAGAGUAAUUUCAUUUCUACAAUGAUUUUGUUCUUUUAGGUGAUUAAGAAACUUUAAAAAAAAAUCCAUGCCAUUGGAGGUUGCUUCUCUCUUCUCUCCUUUCCUGUUUUUAUCUGUUUACUGAAUUUUGUUUGAUACUGAGGUCUGCUUCACCGCAGCCAGAACGUUACAGUUACAGGUCCACUUCCGAAGAUGCCUGUAUCCUGUAUUUAUUCCCCAAAAGGCUGGGUCACAUUUUUAAAAGUAGAAUAAAGCUCCAGUCUGACUGUCUGGCUCUGCUUCUUUCAACACUUUGCAGUUUGGAGUAAAUACACGGCUUGACUUACCGGACUUUACUUUCACCCAGAUGGUUUUCACUGAUACAGUGGCCAGAAACAGUCUACCAAGGUCCUUCAACAUAAGGCCUUUAAAGCUGUAAAACAAACUGUAAAGUUAUUUUAAAAAUGUAAUAUCACAGAAGCUGUUGUUCUCUAAAAUAACACUUUGCUACAAUUUCUAAACCUUUAUAUUUACACAUGAAUAUGACAAGUACAUGAACAGUUUUUGUUACUGUAUUUCCUUUUCCUUUUUUUACAACCCAUUGAACUGCCUUUAGGGUUAUGGGACUGAUACUGGAGCACAAUAUAAUGAAUAUUAAUCCUGAAACGUUGCUUCUGUGUUCAAUGGCAAUUUUUCCAUUUUUUUUCCAAGGAGGAUAGACAGUUACAUCCAGGAGGACAAAAAAAAAAAACCAACAGAACUUUAUACAGUAAACAAACAAUUCCCGGUGACCCAAAU
This is a messenger RNA of Xiphias gladius (swordfish), 3329 nucleotides long. RefSeq lists its product as uncharacterized. Gene Ontology annotation, cellular component: nucleus; cytosol. The record is from RefSeq and is a predicted model, not a curated record. The coding region runs from base 178 to 1002 and encodes 274 amino acids. The transcript is spliced from 5 exons. Gene Ontology annotation, biological process: spermatogenesis. NCBI's taxonomy places the organism in Eukaryota, Metazoa, Chordata, Actinopteri, Istiophoriformes, Xiphiidae.